UUAUAAUAUACCAUUUUCUCUCAGAGAUAACCUGAUAUCUUUAAAGAAAAACCGAAUCGUUUCAUUUCCCCUCGCAGUUUCAAGUCACCUCGAUUGACGGUACUUCACUCUGCUAGUACCAACUUUAUACCUCAAUACCUUAAUAGUAAUUGGUAUACAUUGAAGGUGCGUUGUAAAUUACAAAUCAAUAGGUACCUGCAUGAUGAAUAUAAUUACAAAAAUUACUUUUUUAGAAGGACAAUAACGAGUGAUAAAAUAAAAAAAGUCAUUAUAUUUGUAAGUAUUGAAAGGGCAGGAGACUAAAGAUAGAAACGAGUUUCUAUGACGCCACGGGAGCUCACAAUUUUAGCUCCGUUCAUAUCUAUGCAGUUGAUUUAAAUUGAGUGGUCGUAGGCGCACUCAUAAAAACAAAAGUUAAUAUAAAUAUGAUGAACUAAUGUUUAUUAAUUAAUAAACGCAGUCGUGAAUGGCAUGCGGUGGACACACAAUUAUUUUAUUCUGCGGAUAUAUUGUUCAACCGCUUGAGGCCGAAGAAAAUGCUGGUCUUAUGUAUACUUAUGUAGUUCUACCACUUCUACCUCUCAAAUAUGUUUAACUCACACUUCACUAUGGUUAGACCAUCGGAAAUCGUGGCGUUUUUACUUUUAGUGACUUUAGUAGGGACGUCCUUAGCUGCAAAUAUUUUGUAUCCGGUGGAAAGCGAAAGUCGCGAAGUUCGUACUCUACAUGGCUUAUGGAAUUUCAAAAUAUCUCCACCAUCAAACCAACUGAUCGGGUUUGAUGAAAAAUGGUAUACGAUGAGAUUUGAAACACUUGGUGAUUAUUGGAAAAUGCCCGUUCCAUCUAGCUACAAUGAUGUUUCUACAAACUCAACCAUACGAGAUUACGUCGGUUGGUCAUGGUAUCAAUAUGAGUUUUAUGUACCAAAAAGAUGGACUGAUGAUCAACUGAAUGUAUUUUUACGUUUUGGCAGUGUGCAUUUCAAAUCAAUUGUGUGGUUAAAUGGUAAAUUAUGUGUAGACCACGAAGGCGGCCACUUACCAUUUAUUGGUAAUGCUACUGAUUUUCUUAAGUAUGAUGAACCUAAUUUAAUUGUCGUUGCUGUAAAUAACACACUGAGACCGGAUACUAUACCACAAGGAUAUACAACAUACCCGAAUAAUACAUACAAAUAUCCAAAAGAUUAUUCGAUAUAUUCUCACGAGUUUGAUUAUUUUGAUUAUUCUGGUAUAAACAGAGCUGUCCAUUUAUAUACAACACCGAAAGUUUACGUUUGUGACAUAACUGUACUUACAAGUUUUGGAAAUAAUUUAGAAGGAAUUGUUGACUACGAGGUCGAUAUUUGUGGAAAUAAUGUUUCUGAAUGUAAUAUUACACUUUUGGAUGCUAAUCGAAAUACAGUUGUCGAAUCGAAUACCUGUUCUGGACAGUUAAUAAUACCAAAUGUAAUACCUUGGUGGCCAAUUAUGUCUGGUAAAAAACACAUAGCAUACUUAUAUACUUUUCAGGUGAAGACUAAUAAUGAAAAAAGUGAUUAUUAUCGUUUGCGAAUUGGUGUUAGAACACUUCAAUGGACAUCAAAACAAUUAUUGUUAAAUAAUGAACCGAUUUAUUUAAGAGGAUUUGGAAAACACGAGGAUUCUAUUAUACGAGGGAGAGGUUAUGAUGAUGCAUUAAGUGCCAGAGACUAUUAUUUAAUAAAAUGGUUAGGUGCUAAUUCUUUUCGUACAUCGCACUACCCUUACGCCGAAGAAACAUUACAGCAAGCCGAUGCAGAAGGUAUAUUAGUAAUUGUGGAAAGUGCUGCAUGCAAUUUAAGAAUAUUUGGGCCAGAUGUAAUGAAAUUCCAUAAAGGUGUUAUGACAGAAAAUGUAAAUCGUGAUAAAAACCAUCCUAGUGUUAUUAUGUGGUCAUUGGCUAAUGAACCACAUAACAAUUUAAAUUCAUCUGUAUCAUAUUUUCGAGAACUUUACAAACAUGUACGAAAUAUCGAUCCGUCAAGACCAAUAACUUUUGUCAACAGUCAACAAAUUCAAAAUGCUAAAGCGAUUGAGUACAUGGAUAUUCUAACUUUAAAUCGAUACAGCAGCUGGUAUAGUGAUUCAGGCCAUUUAGAGCUUAUUCAAUAUCAAAUAUACAAUGAAUUUGAAGCAUUUACAAAAAAAUACAAGAAACCUAUAUUAUUCACCGAAUAUGGUGCCGGAGCAAUUGCUGGGUUACAUUCGCUACCAGAAACAAUGUGGAGUGAAGAUUAUCAUGUUACUCUGCUUCAAGAACAUUUUAAAACUUUUGAUUCAUUAAUAGCUAACGGAGUUCCAAUCCUAGGAGAAAUGAUAUGGAAUUUUGCAGAUUUUAAAACACCUCAAGAGUAUAUAAGACCAGGGUUGUGUGUAAAAGGAUUAUUUACCAGAGAACGACAACCGAAGAUGGCUGCAUACGUGGUAAAAGAACGUUUCCAUACAUUUAUAAGCAACACAGCAUGGCAAAAACGAUCUUUAAGUUGUGGAUAAAUCGAUUGUAUAUUAAUAUUUUUGUAUUAAUAUUUUUUUAUAUUAUAAUUAUUAUAUAUUAUAUUAUUUUACACAUACAGACAUACGUAACUAUUUACUAUAGAACGAUUAUGAUAGUAUAUUAUGUUGUAUCAUUUUUUUUUUGUCUAAAAUAUAAUGUAUUGUGUAAUAGUUUAUAAGAUAAGCUAGUUAAUAUGUAGGUAUUUAUAUAUUGUACACAACUAACAAUUACGCAUUUAAAUCACAAAAUAAAUAGUUAUUCAUUUAUAGUUUUAGUAAGUUUUUAAAUAACUCUCAUAACAUGAUCAUCAAUAUUUUAAACUUUUUAUUAUUGAUCUACAAAAAACUUUGGAAACUAAUUCUGUAUGAUAUUAUUGGACUUUAUUUCAUCUAUAUUUCUGAUCGAGAUUCAGUUUCAUAGAAAUUGUUUUUAAGAAAUCAAUUUAAGUAUUUAGGUACGUUUUACAAGGUGAUUUUAAUUGUUUACAGUUGUACACUCUUUAUUUUAAAACCAUUUUUGUACAAGUCAUUAAAAAAUAACAGUUUUGGAAAAUAAAUUAUACUUUUUAUUUUUAAAGAUUUUAUUUAAUAAUAAUAUCAUUUUAAUUUAAAAAUUUUAAUAGUACUAUACUUUUAGAUGUAUUUUAAUACAUUUGUAAGAUGCUAGUUAUAAGUAUUUUAAAUAUUAAUGAGCGGAGUAGUGGACCAACAUGUAUUGUUGUAGAGCAUAAAAACAUUUAAUCUAAUAAAAACCGAGAAGUCACUUUGCUAUA
Molecule: messenger RNA, 3283 nt
Organism: Aphis gossypii (cotton aphid)
Lineage: Eukaryota; Metazoa; Arthropoda; Insecta; Hemiptera; Aphididae
Product: beta-glucuronidase-like
Exons: 15
Coding region: 588-2510 (640 amino acids)
Biological process (GO): glucuronoside catabolic process; carbohydrate metabolic process
Molecular function (GO): beta-glucuronidase activity; carbohydrate binding
Source: RefSeq, a predicted model, not a curated record